AUGAAAUUAACAAAAAUACAAUUAAUAAUAUUUUUUCAAAUCAUUGAACUCUUGGUAACCAUACAAAGCGAUCAUGUUCAAGUGAUAGGCUGCUCUAAAGAACAAAAAUGUUUGGAGAAUUUAAAUCAACAAUUGCUGGAGAUAAUCAAGGAAAAUAUGGUGAAUACAACACAGCCAUGUGAGCAUUUUUGGGAUUAUGCUUGUGGUGCAUGGACAUCGGCUCCCUACUACGAUCAUGUGGAUAAUUUUGGAGCAAUGUCUAAUUAUUAUGCGGAUAACAUGAUUGAAACUCUAAACAAAUUACAUAAGGAAAAUUCGAAAGAAAAUGCAAAUGUCCAGCAAUUGGUGGAUCAAUUACUGAAAUAUUUCUUAUCUUGUAGAUCAUUGGGAAAUUAUUAUUUACCCAUGUCACCCUAUUUAAGAGAACUACCAGUACACAAAAUAUUUGGUGAGAGCUUUAAGUGGAAUCAUUUAUUUGGCGAUGAAGAGAAUAGCUGGCAAAAUUUUAGCUGGCUAAGAGCUGCAGCCUAUUUAAGGAAAUAUGGUUUUAAGGAUAUAUUUCUAUUGGAAUCUGUGGGUUUUGCUUGGAAUGAUUCUAUGCAGUAUAUAGUGGAAUUAAAAAUACCUCAAGCAACAACAAAUUUUGGAAAUAAAUACAAAGUUUUGCAAGUAAUGGAAGAGUUUGAUUUACUAUUUGCCAAUAAUGAUACCAAAAAUUAUUUAAAAUUGGCUCUCGAACUAUAUGAAUUUGAUAAAAAGCUAUUGGAUCUUUACAAAAAAUAUUGGAAAACUAAACGCGAUCACUUCAUAACUUUACAAGAUUUGCCUUAUUUAGUCUCGAACAUAGAUUGGACUUUAUAUUUUGAAUUGUUGCUGAAUCAAGAGCUACCACCUGAAACAAACAUAGAAUAUUCAGGAGAUUUGAAAUAUUUUCAGGACUUGGAUGAACUGCUUAAGCAAACUCCCAAACAAAUAUUAGGUUCUUAUAUGUUUAUAAGAUUUUGCCAAUAUCUAUUGGAUAUACGUCCCUUGAUAACGGAUCGUGAAUGCCUGCUACACACUAAUGUCAUGUUUCCUUUAGGUAUAAAUUUGAUCUACAAAAGAUUUUUAUACAAAACUCGCUCUAAAGAUGAACAAAUUUUACAUAAUAUAUUCUCUCAAUUGAAGCAAGAGUUUUCUAAAAAUUUACAAGACAAUAAGUUUGCUUUAUCUUCCCAAGAGCUGCUAUAUCUACAGGAUAAAUUGGAUUUAAUGCAGUUAAAAAUCGGUAACUUACCUUUACAUAUCCAUGAUGUCAAUCAUUAUUAUUCUACGGUCCAGCUGCACAAAAACAACUUCUAUUACAAUCACUUGAAAAUGUUGAAAUUUCGCACUUUACAACAACAUCAUGCAUUAUUAAAUCCAGCUUUAGAAUUAGUUAAUCCUGAUACCUACUACGUUAACGAUGACAUUUCCCAGCUACGUAAUGCCCCAUACUUCAUACAUCAACGCAAUAUAAUGAUUGUACCCAUGGUCUUUCUGCAAUUACCCUUCUAUCAUUAUGCCCAGCAUCCUGUUUUGCAGUACUCCCUAGUGGGUUGGAUUAUGGCCCACGAACUAUCGCAUGCUUUUGAUAUUCACGGCCUGUACUUUGAUGCCAGGGGUAAUGUAAAUUUACUGGGUCUUCAACUGUCCCAGAAAACAUCAUAUACUAACUCUGUUAAAUGUUUAACAAAUCAUUAUCCCACCAUUUCUCUAAAUGAAAGACUGGCUGAUGUUAACGGUUUACAAUUGGCAUGGCAAACAUUUUCUCAUCACAUUUCCCAAGAUCAUGAGUUCAAUGGUGAGUUUUCUCUUAGAAAACUAUUUUUUAUAAACUUUGCCCAAUUUUUCUGUGGCUCGCUGCCUCAAGCCAUCGCUCAUGAUCGUGAUGAUGUGAGAGUUAGACAAUCGGUGGCAAAUUUGCGAGAAUUUUCUGAGGUGUUUCAGUGUUCCCAGGAAGCUAAAGAGAAUCCAGCUGAAAAGUGUAAUAUAUGGAGGAAUUAA
This is a messenger RNA of Calliphora vicina (urban bluebottle blowfly), 2025 nucleotides long. RefSeq names its product Neprilysin-like 10 (gene Nepl10). The coding region runs from base 1 to 2025 and encodes 674 amino acids. The record is from RefSeq and is a predicted model, not a curated record. Gene Ontology annotation, cellular component: plasma membrane. Lineage: Eukaryota; Metazoa; Arthropoda; Insecta; Diptera; Calliphoridae. Gene Ontology annotation, molecular function: metalloendopeptidase activity. Gene Ontology annotation, biological process: proteolysis. The transcript has a single exon.